CACACAUCACACGUGUGUGCAUCCCUGGAUGUCGAUGCUAUGGUGGAUGUUCAGCGCCGCGCGUUUGGCGCUGGCGGCCCCCACAACACCUGCGCCCUGCACGUGGGACGCGGCCGAGCCUUGCUAUCUCCAGAUUGGGGGCGUCUACGAGUUCAUGAAUCGGGCCGCGCUGACCGAUGAAAGCGCGUUUCGCACGAUGAACGAUUGCCACGGAUACCUGGUCCAGCCCUAUAUCGAUGCAGUGAACAGUCUCAACGGUGGCAGAGGCUUCAUGGUACAUAGCAAUGGCCUUGAGAUUGCUCAAUCGAGGCCAUAUCAGAGGUACUACUACCGCCUCAACUACACCCGAGUCAUCUUUGAGAACUGGACCCAGGGCCAGGCUUUGUCUCUGCAGCUCUUUCCUCACUGGUCCCUUGUCCUUGGCAUGGGCUCUGGCUGCAGCGACAGCCUCAUCAUGGAGCAAGCGCUUCUGGCCAACAUCACCGAGAGGCUUUGGAUGACCAUACGGGGGCCUUGGAGCCAGAUGUCGAGGGCCUCAGGCGGACCCUUACGCUGGGCCUUCAGUGCCCACUUGAACUCUCGCGACUAUCCUAAAGGCACUAUACAGCAAUGGGCCCUCAAUGGUGCUAAGACCGCUGCUAUCUUCUACUGGUGCUGCUCCAACGACUUUUUCAAAGGAGUUGGAGAGGGGGCUUUCCAGCCCUUGGAGGAGAAUGGCGUCAGCGUCCAGGUGGCAGCAUUGGGGUCCUCCAGUUUGCCCUCUGAAUGGAAGGUUUUGGAGGAUGCAGUCGCGGAAGCUGUUCAGAAGAAGGUGGAUGUGAUUGUGACAUCGUUCAGCAAGGAUGCUUUGAUAUUUCUCCUGCAGAAGCUCGAAGAGAAGCGCCAUGAGUAUGUUCCCAAAGGCAUCUAUGCCAACAACGUCGUUUGGGCGGAUAAGAAUGCGACCUAUUGCCAAGGCCUUGGACUCACCUGCUCCAAUCUCCUCUCCGCCUCCCAGGUCUCUGUGACUUUCAAAGCUACGGAUGCACUUCAAGACGGAGUACUGAGCAUGGAUGGCAAGGAGUACCGGUCUUUGCCCGGCUUCAUGAAUGACUUCGAGACGGCCACCGCCCUCUCUGCCUUCAUCCAGGCGGUGCAGAAGGUCUUCCAGUUUCGCGAGGUGGCCGAGCCCAGCAAUCCGCUCCAUUCGGCGGCGGAUCCCAACGUCUACAUGGCGGUGCGGGAUCUCAUGCUCUCCGGGCAGGUUUUUGGAAGUACCUUUGGUGGUCCUGCAUCCUUCAACCCAUGGGGGCAGCUCAAUGGCAUGAACCCGCCCACGUUUAGUCUGAGCCCCGACCCCAAAGAGCUGUCGGUCUUGUUCCCUCCCAGCCUGGCGGACGUGGGCUUCGAGUUCCCGGCGCCCGCGGCGGUGCCCUGCGUGGCGAACUUCUACAAGGUCUGGAAGAAGGACAGCUGCUUGCUGUGUGAGGCGGAGUGCCAGCCCUGUCCUCCCCAUAGCGAACGCUAUGACCCAGCCUUCCAGUGCAGCUGCAGCAGCGGUUUCUUUGACCUGGACAGCAGCUGUGUGGAGUGCCCCGAAGGAGCGGUCUGCAAUACGAGCGGCUCCGUCUUGGAGACGUUGCACCUCUCAACGGGCUACUGGCGCUAUGGCCACCGAUCCUCAGACGUUCAGCUGUGCCACACAGGAGAUGCCUGCUUGGGCGGCACAGCCUAUGGAGAUGACUCCUGCGCGGUGGGACAUGAGGGGCCGAGAUGUCAGGUGUGCUCCGAGAGGUACUAUCACGAUUCAGGUUCUUCCAAGUGUUUGGCCUGUCCUUCAGAGAGUCUGCCAGUUGGUGCAGUCCAGGUCUUUGCCUUGACCAGUCUCUUCUUGAUCCUCCUCCUCCUGUGCUUCCGGUGCCGUAUCCAGCGAGUCCUGAGCCGCUCCGUGCAGAACUCUCGCUCCAAAGCGAAGGAGGUGAAGACCAAGGUGAAGAUCACCGUCUCCUUGCUGCAGCUCAUGAACAUGCUCCCGGGGAUCUUCCCCUCCAUCACUUGGCCCAUGAGCUUCCAGAGCUUCCUGAGCACCCUGGGGAUCUUCAACUUGUCGCUCUUCCAGGUGGUUCCGGCCAAUUGCUUGCGGCCGACGAACUUCUACGACCAGCUGGUGGCCACGACCCUAUUUCCCAUUGGAAUUCUGCUGAUCCUCGCGCUGAUCUACUUCAUCCAUUCCAGGCUGAGAGGAGGUCCACGGGGUCCGCUCCAGUCGACCUACUUUGGUGCUGGCCUUCUGGUGACUUACUUGGUCUUUCCAUUCACCGUGACCACGAUCUUCGACACCUUCAAGUGUGAGGAGUUCCCCUUAGGCACUGGCGACACUCGGAGAUUCCUGGCGAAAGACCUCAGCCUCGACUGCGAUGCACCGCUUCAUGGAAGUUAUACCACGUUUGCCUUGAUCAUGGUGGCGAUCUAUCCACUGGGCAUCCCCGGGUGGAUUGGUUUUAGCUUGUGGAGAUACCGGCGGGCCAUUGCACCCAAGGUGAGCCUAUAUGAGAUGUCCGAGGCGCAAGAAGAGCUGGAAGGGAGGCAGUCCACGGUGCUUCGUGCCAAGCUGGUGCAGAAGUUGGGCCUCCAGGAACUCACGCGCAAGCUGGCGGCGCCCAAACUGACGGCUCCCCGCUUGGUGUCGAUGCACACAGGAAGGCAGUACAAAGGAAUGGUCUCACAAGAGAGUGGGUAUCUGGCGGCAAUGAAGAAGCGCGAAGAGAAUCCAGAUAUUGAGCACCUGAGAUUCAUCUUCGAAGACUACAAGCCAAGCAGCAUGUACUACGAGAUGUUCGAGUGCUUGCGGAAAGUCUUUUUGAGUGCCGUGUUGGUCUUCUGUGUCCCUGGCUCAUGGCUUCAGAUUGUGGUUGGUCUGCUCUUUUGUCUCUUCAGCUUAAAGGUGCUGCAAGUCUGGCGGCCCUAUGCGAAUCUGAGCACGAACACCGCGGCGGAGAGCUCCCAGUGGAUCUUGUUCGCGAGCUUGUUGUUUGGGCUCUUACUCUUCACAGCCGAGCAGACCAGUCGGGAGAUCAUCGGGUUGGAUUUUGGGCCGGGCUCCUUCCCCAGCGAGUUCAUGUCCUUCUUCCUCAUCGUGGCCACCAUCAGCAGCUUCAUCUUUGGCCUCUUCGAUGCAGUGAUGGAGACGGAAAUCCUGGAUGCCGCAGACCUGGCGGCCGACAUGGACCUCGGAGCCGCUGACAUCGACCCGGAGGUCGACCCGGAGCACCACGGGUCCGGUUCGGGCUCCGAGGGCUCCGCUGCGGAGGGGUCCGAGGCGGCAGACUUGGGUGCAGACUUGGGCGCAUUUGAGGAGGAGAGGGUCUGAGAGAUGUUUUCUGGAGAGGUGAGGCGUGGCGGUGGAGAUGCACGUAGAUGCACGUGGGGUUUCGUGGAUUUAGGGGUGUCUUCGUGGCGAACAGUUUACACACGUGCCCAGAGUUUACAAGCUUUUUGGAGCUUUGUUUUGGGCGUGUUGCGGCUUGAAGACAUCCGUUGCGCCUGUUCUUGCAAAAGAGUACGGAAGAUCCUUGAGACAUCAUCGCGUGGAAACAAAAACCCUGCUUUCCCAUCCAGACUGCCUAUCGCCGGCUGUAAUUGCAUCAGCGAAUGAUGGAGUGAAUGAUGGAUGAUGCGGCCGGGGGGCUCCAAAGUUGGGUGGCCC
Durusdinium trenchii is the source of this 3685-nucleotide messenger RNA. The record is from the annotation of a GenBank genome assembly. NCBI's taxonomy places the organism in Eukaryota, Dinophyceae, Suessiales, Symbiodiniaceae.